Molecule: messenger RNA, 339 nt
Organism: Penicillium mononematosum
Lineage: Eukaryota; Fungi; Ascomycota; Eurotiomycetes; Eurotiales; Aspergillaceae
Exons: 2
Coding region: 1-339 (112 amino acids)
Molecular function (GO): metal ion binding; heme binding
Source: RefSeq, a predicted model, not a curated record
AUGAAACGCUAUCUUAUCGACGAGAACAUGAUCCGUCACAUCCCGGUCCGCCAGCGCGAGUUUACGAGCGUCUUGAGACGGCACUCUAUCCGCGCCCAGGUUGAAAAAGGGGAAUGUGAAGAGAUCCAGGCGGAGAUAAGCAAGCCUGUGCAGACCAUGAGAGUCUUCCGCGCGGCACACAGGGCGCGAGUAAUCCCGUACCUGAAGCAGCCAGCGCCAGAGAGACUAAUCAUGACGACGGGCAAAUCCGUUUUGGAGAACGAGGACACAAACGGACUUGAAGACGCCUUGGCCCCGCUGAAAAAGAUGAUGACGACUCAACUGCAGGAGACUGUCUAG